Molecule: messenger RNA, 1652 nt
Organism: Astyanax mexicanus (Mexican tetra)
Lineage: Eukaryota; Metazoa; Chordata; Actinopteri; Characiformes; Acestrorhamphidae
Gene: itfg2
Product: integrin alpha FG-GAP repeat containing 2
Exons: 12
Coding region: 284-1585 (433 amino acids)
Biological process (GO): regulation of TOR signaling
Cellular component (GO): KICSTOR complex
Molecular function (GO): protein binding
Source: RefSeq, a predicted model, not a curated record
UCAGUGUAGUCACACCAUAGCUGUGUUUACAGCAGCCGACUGUGUGCAGUGUGUAGUGCUGUGUGUUAGUUACUCUGUGUAACAGUAAAUAAUAAAGUGCGCGUGUGUGUGUGUGGGUCUCACGCAGUGUUAGUGUGAGUGGCUGUUCUGUGAGUCUGGAGCUCUGAGAGACUCUGAGAGAGACUGUAAGAGUUGAGUUAAGGAUGGAGAGAUAGAAACAUUUCUCUCUCUCUCUCUGUUUAUUAUCUGGUUUUAGUUAGUUAGUCUGGUUGGAGUUGGAGGGAUGCGCUCUCUGAGUUUUGUUCAGCGGGUGUGUCUGGACUUCACGGGCACUCUGUUCCCGCACGCUAUUUGUCUCGGAGACGCGGAUAAUGACUCGUUGAAUGAGCUUGUGGUUGGUGACACUAGUGGGAAGCUCUACAUCUAUAAGAAUGAUGAAUCCAAGCCCUGGAUGACCAGAACCUGUGUGGGAAUGCUAACCUGUGUUGGAGUAGGAGACAUCUGCAAUAAAGGCAAGAACCUUGUGGUGGCAGUAGGUGCAGAAGGAUGGUUUCACCUUUUCGAUAUCGCUGCUGCUGCAGCUAAAGCUGAUUCCUCCAGUCAGACAGAUGUGGAUGAGCAGAAACCUUGCUUUACUCAGCACAUCCCUGCCAACACCAAAGUCAUGCUGAUCAGUGAUAUUGAUGGUGAUGGACGCAGUGAGCUUGUGGUGGGUUACACAGACCGGGUGGUGCGAGCGUUCCGGUGGGAGGAGUCCACAGAUUCCUCUGACCUGAGUGGUGGUCAGUUGGUCUUUCUAAAGAAGUGGCUUCUGGAAGGACAGGUGGACAGUUUAUCAGUAAAUCCAGGUCCAGAGGGCCUGCCUGAACUCAUGGUGUCACAGCCUGGCUGUGGCUAUGCUAACCUGCUCUGCUCUUGGACACAAGAGGGUGCUGCAGGACCGGGAGAGGAUGCCUCAGCUGCCUCUUCAAGUGAAGGGCCCUCAAGAGACCUUAUUCUUCACUUGACCACCGGCCGCAUCCACAACAAGAACGUGUCCACCCAUUUGAUAGGCAGCAUCAGCAGAGGAUCGAAGGAAGACGACUCUAAAGGAGGAUUAUUUGCUCUCUGCACUUUAGAUGGUACUCUGAAGCUCAUGGACAGUUCUGAGCAGCUGCUGUGGUCUGUGCAGGUGGAUCACCAGCUAUUUGCCCUGCAGAAACUGGAUGUAACUGGUGAUGGGAGAGAGGAGGUUGUGGCAUGUGCCUGGGAUGGCCAGACUUACAUCAUCGACCAUAACCGCAUGGUGGUUCGCUUCCAGUUUGAUGAGAAUGUGAAUGCCUUCUGUGCUGGCCAGUAUGCCUGUAAGGAGGGCAGGAAUAGCCCAUGCCUGGUGUACGUGAGCUUCAGCCACAAGAUUUACGUGUACUGGCGAGUUGAGCUGGAGCGCAUGGAGCCCACCAGCCUGCAGAGAGUGCUGGAGGAAAGACCAGAAUACACAGAUCUGCUUCACAAACUAGGAGUGGACCCCAGUGACACUGAUGCUGUUCGGAGGCUCAUUGGAGAUGUGCUGUACAGAGACUCAGAGAAGGACAAGGCAGAUUAACCCCAGACUUUUUUCAGACACCAUCAUAUAUACACUGUAGAAUAAAUGACAAAAUUGUAUUAAUUUA